CCCCAAUUGGUUGAGAAACACUCUUCUCCAGUUUACAUGACCUGCAUCAAGCUUAGUAUCCCAAACACGGCGUCAAUUGCCGAGCCCCGUCGGUCCAAGACCUCCGCGCACCGGAAAUCAUGACUUUUCUCCGCCCUGAUAAACAUUGAAUUCAGUGCCAAGCUGUGUAUCAGAUCCACUGCGGUCUUUAUCUGCAGGUCAAACUAAAUAGUCUGUUUGUAGAAAAAGGCGCGCCCUUGCUCUGAAGUCUACGCCCUGGCGCAACAUGUUUUAUCUUGUGCGGGGAAACGAUUCACUACCGAUUUGACGUAGCCGACAAGGGUUGAUUGACCAGUUGCGUUUUACUUAAAGAACCUUGACAUCUAACGUAUAUCAUUUGGUUGGCUUGGUAUCGACUCAUUCUCUUUAGGGCUGUUGAAUUGAUCACCGAGAUGGCUAUCCUCCCAAUCGCGGCAGCUGUAGUCGCUGUCGUGCUCUUCAUCAAGCACAUCUUCCUCGAUCCCCUCAUCCUCAGCCCCCUCCGCCACGUCCCCGGCCCCAAAUCCUUCGCCGCAACAAAAUGGCGUCUCGCCUACGAAGAUUGGAAAGGAACGCGAACUCGCACAAUUUUUAAACUACACCAACAAUACGGACCAGUCGUGCGCAUCGGUCCCCAUGAGGUCUCUUUCAACAGUCUUUCCGCAUUGCGAACAAUCUACGGACCCGGGAGCCGAUAUGGCCGGACCACAUUCUAUCGCAUGUUUGACGUCUAUGGUGAGCAGAACUUGUUCACGUUCCAUUCACCCAAGGAGCAUGGUGAUAGGAAGAAGCUUUUGUCGCAUGCUUAUUCCAAAUCCGUUGUUCUCAAGCCGCCGACUGCGAAAAUGGUGGAAAGAAGGGUUCGCCAGUACCUGGAUCUGAUUGAAGCCGAGCCUGAUAAUGUCAGUGAGAUUUUCAGCACUCUACAUUACUACUCACUCGACAACAUCACAGCGUUUGUUUACGGAAAGUAUGGCCAAACUGCAGCGAUUCGAGGCUCAAGGAUUCAUCGGGAACUCAUCUCAGAUAUCUUGCACCCCUCUCGUCGAAAGCUUUCUUGGUCUAUCGUGCAUCUAAAGGCAUUGACUCAAUGGCUAUAUCGUCAGUCAGGAUUGAUGGGACAACUCGUUAAGCCAGUUCUUCCGAUGCAGCAACCUACUACGUACACUGGUAUCCGAGGGUACGCUCUGCGGGCUUUCGAGGCUUUUCGGGCUGAUGUUGAGAAGAUCACUCAUUCAGAGGACGAGCAUGUUUCGAUCGUGGAAAGUCUCUGGCAACAUCAUGAAUCCCAGAAACCAGGUGGACUCCGCGAUUUGCAAAUGGCAUCCGAAUGCGCUGACCACUUCCUCGCUGGCAUCGACACCACUAGUGACACCCUCAUGUUCCUCGUUUGGGCACUCUCACUUCCAGGCAAUGAGAAGUAUCAGGAAAAGUUAAGAGAAGAAGUCAUGGCUAUUUCAGGUGAUGGAUUGAACCAGUGGGGUAAUCCCAGAGCUGAAGCAAGUGAUCGAUGCACAUAUAUCAACGCUGUCAUUAAGGAGACUCUACGACUCUAUGCACCGCUACCAAGCACGGAACCUCGCUCGAUCGAGAUUGAUUCGGUCAUUGAUGGAUAUACCAUUCCUGGCAACACUGUUGUCGGCAUGUCACCUUGGAUCAUGCAUCGCAACGAAGCUGUCUUCAAGAAUCCCUUGGUCUUCAACCCUGAUAGAUGGUUGGGACCAGAUGCGGCGGAAUUGAACCGAUGGUUCUGGGGAUUCUCAAGUGGCGGACGAAUGUGCAUUGGCAUGCAUCUUGCUAUGGCCGAGAUGACGACACUCGCAGCCACCAUGUACCGGCAGUUUAGGACGACAAUUGCUCCAGGGUUCGAGGAUACUACUCCCGCUAUUACAGCUCGCGUUGAGACUUUCUAUGAUGAUCGAUUCCCCAAGGUUCAGGAAUCUAAAUGUCUGAUCAAGUUUACGAAAUUGAAGGACUGAGAGGAGGUUGUUUAUUUUAUAUCUUGUAAGCUUGGGAGUCGAUUCUGUCCUGUAAACCGAAAGGUGAUCUUUGUAGCGCUGAGGGCGAGAGUAAUGGCAAGAUGAAACUACUCUAACAACAAGACCGCGGUAAAACAAUAUAUCAUGAAAGCACUCUUGUGAGCCUUAAUAAGCACCAUGAAGCUUCACUGACAGCCCUGAAUCUCAUUUCCACAUCCCCACAAAUCUUCAAAAUGCAACGCCACAAUCCAAUAGUUUCACAGGGCAUGUUGGAUCGAGACUCCCAGUCAGCAGCGCCACUUUCAAUAGUUUCCAGAAUAAAACGAUGGUCAAGAGGACUGGCCCUACCAACGGAAAGAAAUAUGGAAACUUUGGUCCGCGGAGUUGAGCUGUCAGGGUGACUUGAUUUGUUGUUGAAGCUAGUUUAGCGUGAGC
Molecule: messenger RNA, 2432 nt
Organism: Fusarium redolens
Lineage: Eukaryota; Fungi; Ascomycota; Sordariomycetes; Hypocreales; Nectriaceae
Product: cytochrome P450
Exons: 5
Coding region: 432-1997 (521 amino acids)
Molecular function (GO): oxidoreductase activity, acting on paired donors, with incorporation or reduction of molecular oxygen; iron ion binding; heme binding
Source: RefSeq, a predicted model, not a curated record